AUGGGCGACCUUUACCUUACCCAGCAACAUCUGAACGGAUUCGAUAAUUAUAAGUACAAUGCCAGAGAUACGUCACCGCUCAGUAUAUACGUCAUGCACCCGUUUUGGAAUUGGCUCGUAGAGUACUUUCCAAAAUGGGUCGCCCCGAAUCUAAUGACGUUUGCCGGCUUCCUGUUCACGGUGGCCAACUUUGUCAUACUGUCCUGGUACGACUGGGGAUUCUGGGCGAGUACCGACCUGGAGGACACAACGCCGGUCCCGAACUGGUUUUGGGCGGCGGCAGCCAUUAACAUCUUUCUGGCCUACACGUUAGACGGUAUCGAUGGCAAACAGGCGCGCCGCAUUCAGCUGUCCGGUCCGCUGGGUGAACUGUUCGACCACGGGCUGGACUCGUACUCUGCGUUCUUCAUUCCUGCCUGCCUGUACAGCAUUUUUGGCCGCGGGCCAACGUCCGUUCCGCCGAUCAGGAUGUACUACAUUAUGUGGACUAUUUUCUUCAACUUUUACCUCUCGCACUGGGAAAAAUACAACACGGGUGUGCUGUAUCUGCCCUGGGGUUACGAUCUAGGAAUGUGGGGCUCGGUGCUGAUGUAUCUCGCCACGUACAAAUUUGGCUAUCAGCUGUGGAAAGAGCCGAUGCCGUGGGGUGUUUCGGCCGGCCAGCUGAUGGAGCUAUGCCUCCACGUGAGCGCCAUGUCCAACCUGCCCAUGGUAGUCUACAAUAUGUACCGAUCGUACAAGGAUCGCACGGGAAAAAUGCGUUCCUACAAGGAGGCCAUGCGGCCUCUGUUCACGUACGGCACCUUCAUGUUCGUCUGCUUGCUGUGGGUUUUCGUUUCCCCGGGUGACAUUAUGAACCGUGAUCCCCGGGCCGUUUACAUUAUGACCGGAACGAUAUUCAGUAACAUCAGCUGCCGGUUGAUUGUUUCGCAAAUGUCGAACACGGUUGCGGAGACGUUCAACUGGAUGACGGGCGUGCUAGGGCUGGCGGUACUGAUGAGUCUCACGAUGCCGCUCCUCGAAAGGCCACUGUUGUAUUUACUCGUAAUCGGUUCAUCGGUGGCCCACUGGCACUACGGUAGUGGUGUGGUGCAACAAAUGUGCAAACACUUCAACCGAAAGUGUUUCCUGGUGACAAAACCUAAUGAAUCCAAAGAAUAGGAGGCACUACUACGCGCUGUCUAGGAGCAACCGUCAAUAUCGUGAGGAAAUCAGGUCGCUUGUCAAUUGAUGACUGUUUGAAUGCCCUCCCCACUUGGAAGCAGCCUUACUU
Molecule: messenger RNA, 1273 nt
Organism: Anopheles cruzii
Lineage: Eukaryota; Metazoa; Arthropoda; Insecta; Diptera; Culicidae
Product: ethanolaminephosphotransferase 1
Exons: 6
Coding region: 1-1161 (386 amino acids)
Biological process (GO): phosphatidylethanolamine biosynthetic process
Cellular component (GO): endoplasmic reticulum membrane; Golgi apparatus
Molecular function (GO): ethanolaminephosphotransferase activity
Source: RefSeq, a predicted model, not a curated record